This is a messenger RNA of Botrytis fragariae, 1290 nucleotides long. RefSeq names its product putative alcohol oxidase protein. NCBI's taxonomy places the organism in Eukaryota, Fungi, Ascomycota, Leotiomycetes, Helotiales, Sclerotiniaceae. The coding region runs from base 1 to 1290 and encodes 429 amino acids. Gene Ontology annotation, molecular function: flavin adenine dinucleotide binding; oxidoreductase activity, acting on CH-OH group of donors. The record is from RefSeq and is a predicted model, not a curated record. The transcript has 4 exons.
AUGGAGAAAGUUGUAGGAGAAGAUGUCAAGAACGCGGAAGAGCGAGGAAGGGGAACGCGGGGGCAAUGGGUUAUGAAAUCUUUUGGGUAUGAGGAAUGGGGUUGGAGAUGUUUGAGUGUGAGAAGCGUAUUGUUUCGUCUCGGGGAUUAUUUUGCUAACUGUAUCAUGAUAGAUGCAUCGGUUGAUGGAUUAGCAAUGAUAUACAAUACAGUGACCAAAGACCGAAAACGAAAUUCCACUUUCCAUUCUUUUCUUUCGAAAGAAAUUGCUCUUGAGCGAGAAAAGAAUUUGACGAUAUGUACCAACACCACUGUGCAUCGAAUUGAAUUUUCAGACGACGAUGGAAACCCUCGUGCUAGUAAAGUUAUCUUUGGUAGCGCUGAGCCAACAUCUGCAAAGGCUUUUGAAGCUAAGGUAAAGAAAGAAGUAAUCAUUUGCUCUGGUGGGCUAGGUUCGCCGCAAGUCCUGAUGUUGAGCGGCAUUGGUCCUCGUCAACAUCCCGAAGAACACAGUAUCAAAGUCAUCCAUGACCUACCGGGAGUCGGUUCCAAUUUCAUAUACCGAUCAUCCAAGUAUUCCCGUUGCAUGGGAAAUCCCAAUUUCAGAAUCCAUUAUCCAAGUCGCCGUAUCCCCAUCAAAGUCAUUCUCGAAUUCGGCAAAUAUCUUCUCUUUGGAACCGGUAUCAUGAGUUUUCCAUCUCAAACACUUAGUUUCUUCAUCCGAUCUCGAUCACUCAAUGAAGAUGCCACCGGACCACACAUCAAAGACUCAUCAUCCCCAAAUAUCGAACCUACUCCCACAGAAACAACCCCUCUUCAUCUCUCAAACCGCCAAAAUCUAGUACCUGAUAUCGAAUUGAUACCACUCGCCGUGAGCGCCAUGGAUGACAUGAAAGAACAUCAAUCCACUUUUUCCAAAAUGGAAAUCUUUCGUAUCCUCGCUGUAAUCUGCAAUCCCCUAUCUCGCAGCAGCGUGCGACUUACCUCUUCAUCCCCGCAUUCCUUUCCCGCCGUCGAUUUCGGCAUCCUUUCUAAUCCAAGCGAUAUGAUCCUCGCCCGACGCGCCGUCCAUCUCGCCCUAGCCUUCGGCAAAACCAUGGUCUCUUCCGGGUUUCCUCUCCUCCGUCCCGUAACCUUCUCAUCCGCGUCUCAAGAUCUCGAUGUCGAGAAUGAAAAUCAUGAAAAAAUGGAUAAAUUCAUACGUCACAGAGUACGAAAUACGCUCCACUAUUCAUCGACAUGUCGCAUGGGUUCUGAAACCGAUGAAAAUGCUCCUGGGGGGGUUAGAUAA